Molecule: messenger RNA, 1302 nt
Organism: Aspergillus pseudoviridinutans
Lineage: Eukaryota; Fungi; Ascomycota; Eurotiomycetes; Eurotiales; Aspergillaceae
Product: glycoside hydrolase family 18 protein
Exons: 6
Coding region: 1-1302 (433 amino acids)
Biological process (GO): carbohydrate metabolic process; chitin catabolic process
Cellular component (GO): extracellular region
Molecular function (GO): chitin binding; chitinase activity
Source: RefSeq, a predicted model, not a curated record
AUGCGCUUUGCAACUUCCACCAUCGUCAAGGUCGCCCUCCUGCUCGGCAGUCUCUGUGUCGAUGCAGCAGUGAUGUGGAACCGCGAUGCCGGUAAUACUGAUCUGGAGGCGCGCGCUAGCUCCGGUUAUAAAUCCGUCAUUUACUUUGUGAACUGGGCAAUUUACGGGCGCAACCAUAAUCCUCAGGACCUCCCUGUCCAGAGGCUGACGCAUGUCCUCUACGCCUUUGCCAAUGUGCGUCCUGAAACCGGGGAAGUCUACAUGACUGACUCUUGGGCCGAUAUUGAGAAGCAUUACCCCGGUGACUCCUGGUCUGAUACGGGCAACAAUGUUUACGGCUGUAUCAAGCAGCUGUAUCUCUUGAAGAAGCAGAACCGUAACCUCAAGGUUCUCUUGUCUAUUGGCGGGUGGACCUAUUCUCCCAACUUUGCUCCAGCGGCUAGUACCGAUGCUGGACGGAAGAAUUUCGCGAAGACUGCUGUGAAGCUGCUGCAGGACUUGGGAUUUGAUGGGCUGGACAUUGAUUGGGAGUACCCGGCAAACGACCAGCAAGCGAGCGACUUUGUUUCGUUGCUCAAGGAAGUGAGGGCUGCACUCGACAGUUACAGUGCUGCAAAUGCGGGCGGGCAGCACUUUCUUCUCACUGUAGCUUCUCCAGCUGGUCCCGAUAAGAUCAAUGUUCUUCACCUCAAAGACAUGGAUCAGCAACUGGACUUCUGGAACCUCAUGGCCUACGACUACGCUGGUAGCUUCUCUGCUCUGACCGGUCAUCAAGCGAACGUCUACAACGACACCUCUAACCCGCUCUCCACGCCAUUCAAUACUCAGACUGCAAUCGAUUUGUACCGUGCCGGCGGAGUCCCCGCAAACAAAAUCGUCCUGGGCAUGCCUCUCUAUGGCCGCUCCUUCGCCAGUACCGACGGACUCGGCAAGCCUUACAACGGCGUUGGCCAGGGCAGCUGGGAGAACGGAGUGUGGGACUACAAGGCGCUCCCGCAAGCUGGCGCCACCGAGUAUGUCCUUCCCGAUAUCAUGGCGAGCUACAGUUAUGACGCGACGAACAAGUACUUGAUCAGCUAUGACAAUCCUCAGGUGGCGACUAUGAAGUCUAGCUAUAUCAAGUCCUUGGGAUUGGGAGGUGCCAUGUGGUGGGACAGCAGCAGCGAUAAGACCGGAAGUGGUAGUCUGGUUACCACGGUAGUAAAUGCACUUGGAGGCGCGGGAGCCUUUGAACAGAGUCAGAAUGAAUUGUCCUAUCCGGUAUCGCAGUAUGAUAACCUACGCAAUGGCAUGCAAACCUGA